Molecule: messenger RNA, 3290 nt
Organism: Triticum dicoccoides
Lineage: Eukaryota; Viridiplantae; Streptophyta; Magnoliopsida; Poales; Poaceae
Product: putative disease resistance protein At1g50180
Exons: 3
Coding region: 182-2821 (879 amino acids)
Biological process (GO): defense response to other organism
Molecular function (GO): ADP binding
Source: RefSeq, a predicted model, not a curated record
UUUGCUCUCCUCCUGAAACACAAAGAACAAAUACAAAACCGACCACCAUCGUUCCGCCACGGUUGCGUAUAUAUUCUUCCAUCCACUCACCCCUCAUCCAACUACAUUCGUCCAUCCACUCAUCUCUGAUCAAACAUUUCAUCUGUGAGAUCAAGCAGACAGCCAGAGACGAGGUGGAGCAAUGGCCGAGUCUGCCAUUAGUGGCGUGCUUGGCAACGUGAGCACCCUUGCGCUUCAGGAGACCACGCUGCUGUGUUGCGCAAGCAGUGAGGUGGAGUUCCUGAAACAUGAGCUGAAGCGGCUGCAAGGCUUCCUUAGAGACGCCGACAACAAACAGAGGCGGGGAGAUGAAGGUUCCGCUAUCUUGGUCAGCCAGAUCAAGGAUGCGGCGUACGAGGCCGAUAAUGUCAUCGAGGCCGCAGAGUACAUGCGCAAGAGAAACAGGCUCAAGAAGGGAUUCAUGGGCGCCAUUGCAAGGUAUGGUUGCCUGCCAAGUGAUUUGACUACCCUUCACAAAGUUGGUGUUGAAAUAAAAAGUAUAAGAAGGAACAUAUCUGAGAUAUUUGAGUAUGCAAACCGUUUGAAAAUAGUUGAUGAUUUGGGUCAUACUUGCAUAGAAAAGGUUGAUAUUGAUGAUGAGUUGCCUCAAGAUUAUGGUCCUAUUCACCAAAAUUUUGAAGAUGUUGUUAUGGUUGGUUUCAAGAAUGAAUACAAAGAAAUAGUGGGGAAGUUAGUUGACACAGAGAAGAGUCUUAGUGCCAUCUCCAUAGUUGCUAUGGGUGGUGCGGGGAAAACAACACUUGCUAGAAAAGUCUACACUUCGCCUGGAGUGAAACGACAUUUUGAGGCAGUUUGUUGGGUGACUGUAUCUCAAAAGUUUAAAGGCAUUGAGUUACUAAAUGAUAUUAUGAAACAAAUAACCGGGAGUACACAUAGGCCAGAAGAUCAAAUGCAAGAGCAUGAGGUGGGAAAGAAGAUCCAUGAUUUUCUGUUGCAAAAGAGAUACUUAGUAGUUCUCGAUGAUGUGUGGGAAACAGAUACAUGGGAGCAAUUAAACAGAAAGGUUAAAGCAUUUCCAGAUGCAACUAAUGGUAGUAGAGUACUGUUAACCACACGAAAGGAAGAUGUUGCAAAUCAUGUUCCAAUGCCAACCAAUGUUCAUCCUUUGAAGAAGUUAGAUGAAGAGAAAAGCUGGGAACUUUUCAGUAGCAAAGCUUUACCAUCAUACAAAAGGUCUGCAAUACGAAAUGUGGAUGAGUUUGAAGAACUUGGGAGAGAUCUUACAAAGAAAUGUGAUGGAUUACCACUUGCACUUGCAGUUUUGGGGGGUUAUCUAUCAAAAAAUCUGAAUGCACAAAUAUGGUCCGAUAUACUCUCUGAUUGGCCAUCAACCAAGAAUGGACAGAUGAUGCGGGACAUACUGGCUCGCAGUUACAAGGACCUGCCAAAUCAUUAUUUAAGAGCUUGUUUUCUCUAUCUUGCUGCUUUUCCCGAGGAUUAUGAAAUAUAUGUGGCGUAUCUUAUUGAAUUGUGGAUAGCAGAAAGUUUCAUUCCACAUACACCAAACCAUACACUAGAAGAAACAGCACAGAGAUAUGUAACCGAGUUGGCUCAGAGAAGCUUGGUCCAAGUUGUUGACAGAAGUAGGGCACAUGGAUGGAUAGAGAGAAUAAGAAUUCACGAUAUCUUACACGACUGGUGCAUAGAAGAGGCAAGACAAGAUGGUUUUCUUGAUGCCAUGGACAAAACUGCAGGUCAGGUUUCGUCUCUUAAUGGUUCGUCUGAUAACUUGAUGUCUUAUCGUUUUAGUUUUCAAACUUUGAGUGAUCAGAUUUUACAUGCAACGCCUAAUGUCCGAAGUCUGCUUGGCUUUAAACUUAAAUCAGUGUCCCUUCCUAAGCUGAGAUUCCUGAGAGUUCUUUGCAUUGAAGAUUCAACACUAAAAAAUUUCUCCAGUGUAAUUGGUCGAUGCAUUCACAUAAGAUUGCUUAGGUUGAGAAAUUGUGAAGGUGUGGUGCUCCCUUCUUCAAUUGGCAAACUCCUUUACUUGCAGACUAUAGAUCUCAGAAACACAAUUUUGUUGUCAGUAGUACCAAACUCUCUCUGGGAUAUCCCUACUCUAAGGCAUGUUUACUUUCACUGUGGGAUAAAAUUUUCUCCACCACCACCUGCAAGGAGUGUGCGACUGCAGCCGAAAGAGCUACAGUGCUCUGUGUUGGACUUGGAACUUGAAACUGUUGGCACCGAUUUCCGCUGGCAUGACAUGAUGAUUUUCUUGGGCCAGCUGAAUCAACUAACAACCUUCUCCUUGUCGAUGGACGGCGAUAAUAUACCAGCGGAGGUGCUUAACAUAUUUGCAAACAUGCCUCACUUGGUUGAUAUUUAUCUCUUCAAAUUUGAUGUGCUCGAUAAGCUGCCUGCUGAGUUCCCACAAAGCGUACGUUGUCUUGUUCUAUUUGCUGAUGUCGUAAAACAAGACCCAAUAUUGAUCCUGGAGAAACUACCCCAUCUGGUGGUGUUGGAGUUGAGUGGGUACCAAGGCCAAACCAUGUGCAGCUCUGCCCAAGGGUUUCCUCGUCUGCAAGAGUUAGCACUUCAUAGUUUUUCCACCAAGGAGUGGAGGAUGGAGGAAGGGGCAAUGCCAAAGCUCUCCCACCUGUCACUUUGGUUGUGCAAGAAGAUGAGCAAGCUCCCUGAUGGGUUGCUGCACCUUCCGUCCCUCGGUCACCUGAAGCUGAGCUAUAUGCCCCAGAUUUCUGAAGAUGACAUCACACGAAAGGAGCUGCAGCAGAAAGGAUGCGAGGUGGAAAGUGAAAACUAGGGGGUGAUUGCAGAACUGUGGGGGCGCGAGGAAUUCAUCUACAUUCUCGUCUAAAAUCUGGCGCCCUCCCGAGUCAUUCUCGAACCCAUCCUGAUAUCCCUCCUUCUCCUCCCUCCCUUGAAGGAGAUCGAUACCACAACCUCUGUCCUCCAAUGGCCCCUCGCUCCUCCUGCUUCUCCGUCUCGAAUCUACAUCCGCCCUCCCGAUGCCAAUGUCGCCGCCUCCUCGUCCUCCGAUGCCGUCCGCCGUGUACAAGGUGGAGCUGAGGUGGUCUAGGAGAGGCCGCUGCCCAUCGCGAACCUUCAUCCCCGGUGCCAAGGUCGCUCCUCUCCACCACCGGCCGCCUGCACCUCCCCCAAACUCCAAGCCUCUUUCCCUGGCGGCAGAGAGAGAUGGUGCUAAUCCUCCAACAUGUCUGUCACAUUUAUUUUUCUUUCGUGUACAAAAGCGUCAGUUCAUUUUAAGUGAA